AUGGCCCUGGAGCAGGCGCUGCAGGCGGCGCGCCAGGGCGACCUGGACGUGCUGCGGUCCCUGCACGCCGCCCGCCUGCUGGAGCCCUCGCUGCGCGACCCGCUGGACGCGCUGCCGGUGCACCACGCUGCCCGAGCCGGCAAGUUGCACUGUCUGCGCUUCCUGGUGGAGGAGGCCGGUCUGCCCGCUGCUGCCCGCGCGCGCAACGGCGCCACGCCGGCCCACGACGCCGCCGCCACUGGUCACCUCGCCUGCCUGCAGUGGCUGCUCUCACAGGGAGGCUGCGGAGUGCAUGACAGAGACAAUUCUGGUGCCACAGUCCUGCAUCUGGCUGCCCGCUUUGGCCACCCCGAGGUGGUGAACUGGCUGCUGCGUCACGGCGGUGGGAACCCCACCAUGGCCACAGACACAGGCGCCCUGCCUGUUCACUAUGCCGCCGCCAAAGGAGACUUCCCCUCCCUGAGACUUCUCAUCAGGUCCCACUCUGAGGGAGUGAAUGCCCAAACCAAGAACGGUGCCACGCCCCUGUACCUGGCGUGCCAGGAGGGCCACCUAGAGGUGACGCAGUACCUGGUGCAGGAGUGCGACGCGGACCCGCACCUGAGCGCCCACGAUGGCAUGACCCCGCUGCACGCCGCAGCGCAGAUGGGCCACAUCUCGGUCAUCGUGUGGCUGGUGAGCUGCACCGACGUGAGCCUGUCGGAGAAAGACAAGGACGGCGCCACGGCCAUGCAUUUCGCGGCCAGCCGCGGCCACGCCAAAGUGCUCAGCUGGCUCCUGUUGCACGGCGGCGAGAUCGCGGCCGACCUGUGGGGCGGGACCCCGCUGCAUGACGCCGCCGAGAACGGGGAGCUGGAGUGCUGCCAGAUCCUGGUAGUGAACGGCGCGGAGCUGGACGUCCGCGACCGCGACGGGUACACGGCCGCCGACCUCGCGGACUACAACGGCCACAGCCACUGCACCCGUUACCUGCGCACCGUGGAGAACGUGAGUGUGGAGCACCGCGUACUGUCCCGGGAUCCAUCCGCUGACCUGGAGACCAAGCAGCCUGACUCAGGCAUGUCCUCGCCCAAUACCACCAUGUCAGUCCAGCCGCCGAACUUUGACCUCAGCUCGCCCACCAGUACCCUCUCCAACUACGACUCCUGCUCCUCUGGCCACUCCAGUGUCAAGGGCCAGCGCUCUGUGCAUGGGGUUCCCAGCCCAAGAGCAGCAGACAUACAGAGCUACAUGGACAUGCUGAGCCCAGAGCCAGACCUGCCCCGUGGCAAGGUGGAGAAAACCAAAGCACCACCGCCACCACCCGGAUUCCCUCCACCACCCCCGCCCCCAGGCACCCAGCUGCCCCCACCCCCGCCAGGCUUCCCAGCUCCCAAGCCCCCGGAAGGGCUACAGGCAGCUGACAUCUACCUGCAGACGAAGAACAAACUCCGACAUGUGGAGACUGAGGCCUUCAAGAAGGAGCCCCGCGACGGCCGCAACGGGCUGCGGAGGCAGGACUCCGGACGCAAGCCCCGCGCCUUCAGCAAGCAGCCCAGCACGGGGGACUACUACCGCCAGCUGGGCCGCCACCCGGGGGAGCCGCUGGUCGCACGCCCGGGCAUGGCGCACAGCGAGGAGGCGGCGCUGCUCCCGGGAAACCACGUGCACAACGGCUGUGGCGCGGACCCCAAAGCGUCCAGGGAGCUGCCCCCACCGCCCCCGCCCCCACCCCCGCCCGAGGCCUUGAGCUCGCCGCCGCCUGCUCCGCCUCUGCCCUUCGAGGGCUCGGGCCCCGGCUGCGGGCAGCGUCGUUCUUCUUCCUCCACUGGCAGCACCAAGUCUUUCAACAUGAUGUCCCCGACGGGCGACAAUUCGGAGCUGCUGGCUGAGAUCAAGGCGGGCAAGAGUCUGAAGCCCACGCCGCAGAGUAAGGGGCUGACCACGGUGUUCUCUGGCAGUGGGCAGCCGGCCUCCCAGCCGGAAUCGCCGCUGCCGCCGGCGUCGCCGGCACCGUCACGGGCCCGGAGCCCUACCCCGCCGGCCGUGGGGUCCCAGCCAUUGCUCAAUGGCAGCGUGGCGCCGGCGCCGCCCGCCACCCCAGCGCCGGGCGUGCAGCUGGACGUGGAGGCGCUCAUCCCCACGUACGACGAGCAGGGCCGGCCCAUCCCCGAGUGGAAGCGCCAGGUGAUGGUGCGCAAGCUGCAGCUGAAGAUGCAGGAGGAGGAGGAGCAGAGGCGGAAGGAGGAGCAGGAGGAGGCCUGGUUGGCCAGCAUGCCUGCCUGGAGGCGGGACAUCCUGCGGAAGAAGCUAGAAGAUGAGAGGGAGCAGAAGCGGAAAGAGGAGGAGAGACAGAAGCAAGAGGAGAUGCAGCGGGAGAAAGAGCAGUCGGAGAAGCUGCGGACGCUGGGCUACGACGAGAGCAAGCUGGCGCCCUGGCAGCGACAGAUCAUUUUGAAGAAGGGGGACAUCGCUAAGUACUAG
Molecule: messenger RNA, 2463 nt
Organism: Budorcas taxicolor (takin)
Lineage: Eukaryota; Metazoa; Chordata; Mammalia; Artiodactyla; Bovidae
Gene: ESPN
Product: espin
Exons: 14
Coding region: 1-2463 (820 amino acids)
Biological process (GO): actin filament bundle assembly
Cellular component (GO): cytoplasm
Molecular function (GO): actin filament binding
Source: RefSeq, a predicted model, not a curated record